Aspergillus clavatus NRRL 1 is the source of this 1530-nucleotide messenger RNA. Its product is annotated as putative MFS multidrug transporter. The transcript has 5 exons. The record is from RefSeq and is a predicted model, not a curated record. Bases 1 to 1530 code for a protein of 509 amino acids. Gene Ontology annotation, biological process: transmembrane transport. Gene Ontology annotation, molecular function: transmembrane transporter activity. Lineage: Eukaryota; Fungi; Ascomycota; Eurotiomycetes; Eurotiales; Aspergillaceae.
AUGGCACAAGAGAAGGAUAAAGCAAGUCCGUGUAUACCGCAACGGGUUGGUCAUCCCGCAAUCCACCCUCGAGCUAUGCAGACACUGACGGCAUCAGCUACACUCGGGCCUCUUCGAGGACACUCGUUAUCGCAAAGCGAAUUCAUUUCUCCGAAUCACUGGCCAUUACACAAGAAACUGGUGAUCGUCGUUGUCACCUUCCUCGCUGUGAUCAACUCCGGCAUCGGGACCUCGCUGCCGAGCAAUGCUGUCCCUUAUCUUAUGCGCGACUUCCACGUGGAAGACGAGGCGCAAAGCAGCUUGCCGACGGCAAUAUUUCUGGUCGGUUACAUCGUGGGGCCACUCGUGUUCAGUCCCUUGAGCGAGACAAUAGGGCGCCGGCUGGUGCUCUUUCCGACUUUUACUGUGUUUCUACUGUCGACGGUGGGAUGUGCCUUGAGUUCGAGCUGGGGGCUGUUCCUCUUCUUUCGCUUUCUUUGUGGAACCAUGGGAGCUGCGCCUCAGACGGUCGUGGGGGGCAUUUACGCCGAUAUGUUCUUUGAUUUGAGAGAAAGAGGACGGGUGAUGGCUUUCUACAUGGCAUCAGCAAGUUUCGGUCCAAUUCUUGGUCCUAUAAUCUCCGGAUUUGCAUCGCCUGCGUAUGGCUGGAGGUGGACAUUUUGGAUUGCUUCGAUGGUGGCGGGUUUUGCCUGGCUUGGCCUUAUUUUUGUGCCCGAGACCUUUGGCCCGGUGCUAGAGAGACGCAACUCGACCAUGAAAGAAGGCGAGGUUGAAAAGAAGACAGUCAAUGUUUUCCAAAUCCUCCAGCGACCACUGGCAAUGAUGCUUUUUGAGCCCAUCAUUACUUUUACUUCGAUAUACAUUGCGUUAGCAUAUGGUCUCGUCUUCUUCUACAUUCAGGCGUAUCCAAUUAUCUUCCAGGGUGUUUACGGAUUCGAUAUACAGAUGACGUCUCUCGCGUUUCUCCCUGUUGGAGUGGGUGCAGUAUCCACUGGGCUCGUCGCUCUUUAUUGGGAUAUGACCUACGAUAAAGCCAAGAAACACAACAAGCCAUGGCACUUCGGUGCGGAAUUGCACCGGCUUCCCGUCUCCUGUCUGGGCGCCAUCCUUCUCACGGCAAGUCUGUUCUGGCUCGCCUGGACGUCUCGCAAGGAAAUUCACUGGGCGGUCCCCAUCGCCUCCGGGCUGGUGUUCGGCUUCGGAUACCAGGCUAUUUUUGUGUCAUUGCUGACCUACGUUACCGAUGCCUACAAAAUCUAUUCUGCCAGUGCGUUGGCCAGCUCGGUGAUAAUGCGGAGCACAUUGGGAGCGCUGCUACCACUGGCCGUGAAGCCAAUGUACAACACUCUGGGUGUGAGCUGGGCGACAUCAACGUUAGGGUUCUUGAGUCUGGCGUGUGUGCCUAUUCCCUUUGUGCUGCUAUACAAGGGGGCCUGGGUAAGAGGAAGAAGCAAGCUUUGUCAACAGCUGAUGAAGCACGAAUGGUCCGAGGAGCCGUCGGAUAUAGAGCAGACGAGGCCGCGAGUCUAG